AUGGCUAGAAAGCGACGUCGUGGUUCCUCCGAUGCAGCAAAUAACUCAUUGUUCCUCCCCAUGGAACUGAUCACCGAAAUCCUAUCUAUGCUUAACGUAAAAGCCAUCGUGCGAUUCAAAUGUGUGAGCAAGUCAUGGAACACUCUGACAUCCGAUUCAAACUUUGUCGAUAAACAUCUUAAGGCAUCAUCACGAAACCCACACCUCACUAUAUGUUGGCAUAUAAGGGUGAAUUCUAAGAAGAAUGUGGUACCCAUCCCCGUGCAUCGUUUACUCAAAAAGCUAUCCGCCACCAUUUCCAGUGAUGACUUCCAUCGUAUGGAGAACCCUUCCAGGUUGGUUGGUUCAUGUAAUGGAUUGCUCUGUUUUCUUUCUUGGAAACCUGGAGAACAACCUUUCAAGUAUUUGCUCCAUGUCUCCAACCCUGCCACCAGAACAAUAUCUCAAAUAUUUGAGUUCAUAUAUGGCAACGAUUUUCGUUUCACAUUUGGUUAUGAUGCUUCAACCACAACUUAUAAGAUUGUAGCUUUUCGUACUAAAGAAAAUAGCAACGAGGUUAAAGUUUUCAAUCUAGGUGGUAAUAAUUGUUGGAGAAAUAUUCAGAAUUUUCCUAUUGUUCCUCGUAAUAGGUGGGAUUUGGAUCGUUGUUAUAAGUUCCCCAUCUUUAAUUACGGUGUGCAUCUCAAUGGCACCAUUAAUUGGUUGGCUCCCGACAAGUCUAUGAUCACUAUUGUCAUUGUUUCGCUGGACCUUUCCACGGAGACAUACAAACAGUUUCGGCUGCCAUCUCUCGGUUUUUAUCAUGUGCCAAUUUCUAAGCCGGAUCUUAGGGUUCUAAUGGACUCUCUUUGUUUUUGUCAUGAUUCCAACAGAACUCAUGAAUUUAUUUUAUGGAAGAUGAAUGAGUAUGGAGUUCGAGAGUCUUGGACUCAAUUAUUUAAGAUCAGUUACCAAAAUCUUGCAAUGCAACUUCCGAUGAAGCUUCCGAUGCAUAACAUUGAUUAUGGAUAA
Messenger RNA from Trifolium pratense (red clover), 1011 nucleotides. RefSeq names its product F-box/kelch-repeat protein At3g23880-like. The record is from RefSeq and is a predicted model, not a curated record. The coding region runs from base 1 to 1011 and encodes 336 amino acids. The transcript has 2 exons. Gene Ontology annotation, molecular function: protein binding. Lineage: Eukaryota; Viridiplantae; Streptophyta; Magnoliopsida; Fabales; Fabaceae.